Messenger RNA from Cornus florida, 1740 nucleotides. RefSeq lists its product as uncharacterized. The transcript has 9 exons. The coding region runs from base 207 to 1436 and encodes 409 amino acids. NCBI's taxonomy places the organism in Eukaryota, Viridiplantae, Streptophyta, Magnoliopsida, Cornales, Cornaceae. The record is from RefSeq and is a predicted model, not a curated record.
CUCUCGGAAUAAUUUUUUUCUCCAAAAAAAAAUUGAAAACUCAGUAUAAGCAAAAAACGGAAAAAAAGCUCUCCAAAACCCUUUUGCUCAAUAGCAAUGGUCUCGGACACAAACUUCACUUCACAGACCCCUACAUACACCCCCUAAAACCAACCACAGCUUUAUGCCCUUUUCUGUUCCCUGUCUGUAGAAUCUCUGUGCCCUCUAUGGAAGCACUCUCAAGCACCGUCUUCGCCUCUAAGUUCGCAGAGACACACUCGGUUCUUCACUUGAUCAGAACUCCAAACAAGCGUAGUGGGUCUCUGAAAUUCAACGAGAUUGUUCCCAUUACGACGUCGCGGGCUUACGUGCCUCGAAUUCUCGCGCUUGCUCGAGAAGUAUCGGACGAAGGCGAAGAAGAGACACGGAUUGCGAAUGCGUUUGGUUUAGUUUCCGGAGAGACUGUGUCUUUGUCUCAGUCCGCAAAUAAAUAUCUAAAAAGGCUGUUUUGGCUUUGUUAUGAUGGCCUUUCUCAUAUUCUGAAGGGUAAUUCAGAUCACGAUCAAAGUAAUGAAAAGAAUGAUAAUAAGGUAUCAGAUAUUAUGACACCUCUUACGGUUUCAUACGGAACUGGGGGAAGCUCAAGGGCAGGGCUUUUCAGAACUCCGAUAUCUGGGGGAGUGCAGAGUGCAACCUCAGCUCACGGGUUACCUAGACCAGCCUUGGCAGUUCGCAAUCUGAUGGAACAGGCCAGAUUUGCACACCUGUGCACUGUAAUGUCCCGGAUGCAUCACAGACGAGAAGGAUACCCAUUCGGUUCAUUGGUAGAUUUUGCACCUGAUUUGAUGGGACAUCCAAUAUUUUCAUUUUCACCAUUGGCAAUACAUACGCGUAAUUUGUUAGCUGAUCCAAGAUGCACAUUGGUUGUGCAGAUACCUGGAUGGAGUAGCUUAUCAAAUGCAAGGGUAACAAUAUUUGGCGACGUCUUCCCCCUUCCAGAAGACCAGCAGGAAUGGGCUCAUAAACAGUACAUAGCAAAACAUCAACAAGGGCCCUCUCAACAGUGGGGGAACUUCUACUACUUUAGGAUGCAGAAUAUAAGCGAUAUAUAUUUCAUUGGAGGCUUUGGUACGGUUGCUUGGGUUGACGUCAAAGAAUAUGAGACCCUUCAACCUGAUAGGAUUGCAGUUGAUGGAGGUGAGCAAAAUCUAAAGGAGCUCAAUGCAAUCUUCUCAAAGCGGCUAAAAGAGCUUAUGUCCAUGGAAAUUGAGGUGGAUGAUGCUGCUCUCAUUUCCAUAGAUAGCAAGGGAACUGAUAUUCGGGUCCGCCAAGGUGCUCAGUUCAACAUACAGAGGUUAUCAUUUGAAGAAGGGCAAGCGGUCGAAACCUUGGAGGAAGCCAAGGCAGCACUUUGGAAACUAGUAAACAGAGGUAAAGUUUACAAUUUGCAGAAAUGAAAGACCAAUUUCGCGUAACAGAUAUUGUGAUAUUUAUUUUGAGUGGCUACAGGAUUAGGUGAGACGAUGCUUAAAUUGAGUUUGUAACUUAUACCCAUUUUUAAAAUUGUAAUAUUGUAACUUUAUGGGUCUCUCAGUAUAAAUUCAUGGGAUGUGCUCGGCAUUUUUGUCAUCUAGAAAUCCUAGUUGAGUUAGCUAGGGUGGGGCUUUGAGCAUCAUUUUAAUCAAAAUAAUGUAAAGAACAACCAUAACAUACACCUGCUGUUGAUGAAAAGCUACAGUAAUUUCCAGGUUUUCCUUAAAA